GCCCUUAAUUAGGUUAACACUAUUGGUUCACUGGCCUUUGAAAUACUUUCUCACUGGAUCAUAAUAGAGGCCGUUUCGACGCGUACUUGCGCGACCAUAUCUUCGUAACAACGUCAAAUUAUUCGGAUUCAAGCAACAUCCAUACUGUAUGUGUAUGUAUUGUAUAUUGGUACCACAUUCACUACAAGCAGGCGCCGACGAGGGUGAAAGCGUCACAGUGACAACGUAAAUCGGUUCACAGUGUAACUAAUUAUACGGUGGAAUGUAACUGGGAUAAUGGUAUAUUGCAAAGGAGAAAUCAAGUUUAUUACGCGAUCAGAGCGGAACAGGGAACCCGCCAAGUUUGUCCUGGUAACGGGUGAGAAUGAUCCCCGUCGUGCCGCAGAGAAAGUUUUGCGGAUCAUGCUGGAUGAAUGGAAAAUACCCAAACCGGAACUAGUGAUAGCUGUCGCUGGUGGCUCACGUCGGUUUCGAGUUAGCGACGAACAUCGUCAAAUAUUCAUCGACGGAUUGAACAGACUGACUCAAGCCACUUGUGAGAGUUGGUUAUUGACGGCAGGGACCGAUAUGGGCGUGGUCAAUGUGGUCGGCGAUGCUAUGAAACGUGUCAGUGUCAAGGCACGCCAUAAAGUACACUGUAUAGGAAUUGCGUCAUGGCACGAAGUCGACGGCAGAGAAAACAUUAUUGACACUGAGACAGAGGAACGGAGAUUGUCGAUGUCUGCCAAGGGUGGUAACGAUAUAUCCGACGACGAAGCGACGGAAACUACAUUGCUGGCCACACCGGGGUCGUCACCGGCACGGCGGGAGAGUAGACCAUUCAAGAAAGAGAGUGCGGCACUUGCACAAUCACAAUUAUUAUUAUCUAAGACUUUUUACUCGUCGACUUAUACUGUGCUGCCAAUAAAGAGCAGUGGACCCAUACCCAUCAACCCUUUUCACACACACUUCGUGUUCGUCAGUAGAAAAGACAAAGACGACGAGGAACGGUUUCGUGUGAAACUGAGAGUCGAACUGCAAAAACUCCUGACAACAGGGGCGGCUCCUGCGUCUGGUGUACUGAUACAGAUGGAAGGAGGUAUUGACACCACACGGGCAGUCAGGAACGCACUGAAACGAAGAAUUCCCGUGGUGCUGUGCGAAGGUACCGGGAGAGCAGCGGACUAUCUAUCUUAUGCAUGCAGACACUGCGAAAAUAUAGACCAGGUGGAGGUCUAUGAUGCUGACCAAUUGAACGAAAAUGCAGGUUUUGAUUUUGCAGUACUUCAAGCACUUUUACGGGCACGAGGUGCCAGUCGAGAAUACUUUUAUUUGGCGUUCAACUGGAACCGAGGAGAUAUAGCUAAAGAGAUGAUGUCAUUGAAUAAUUUAGCACUGUCCACCGGAGACAAAGAAGAACUCAUGUCAAGGGCACUAUCUGAGAAGGAAAACAGAGUGACAUUUGUACGAUUAUUAUUAGAUCAUGGCUUAGUCUUAAAUGAUUACUUGACAAACUUUCGAUUGGAUCAACUCUAUCACUGGCAUGCUAGUAAAAGCAGUUUAGCAUUGGACGUCGAGAUUCGAAAUAGUUGUCCGUCUUAUAGACGCAGUGUCAACGAAGAAUUAAAAUCCAUGAUGAGAGGUUAUUACACACCGAGUAACGUCGAAGAAAAAUACGAGAAGAGGCCAUUCCGAGAGUUGUUUAUUUGGGCUUUACUUGUUAACAGGUAUGAACUAGCGUCGUUCUUUUGGACACGAUGCGCUGACCCAAUCUCCCUGGCUAUUGUUGCGUGCAGAGUGUACAAGUGUAUAGCUAGCAAAGGAUUCGCCGACCCAGACGAUGAAGCAUUGUGUUUAACUCUGGCAGAUGAGUACGAGGACAAGGCAUGUAAUGUCCUUGCGGAGACAAGGGCAUUGGACGACGACUAUGCGUUACAACUUGUGGAGCGAAGGCUGCCGUUGUUGGGAAAUCUAAACAUGUUGGAACUAGGAGCUUUGGCUGAUUGUAAGCGAUUUGUAGGUCAUGCUAGUUGCCAGAGAUCUUUAGAUAAUAGAUGGGAUGGCGACAUGAAGUAUCCUUUCACACAUAAGGUACUGCUACCAGUGUUAUUUCCUCCUGCCAUAUUCUGUACCGUCAAAUUCAAACAUGAGCAUAGCUGUCUUGGAAAAAUCAAUGCGUUUUACAGCGCUCCGAUGACAAAAUUUGUAUUUGAUUGGGUGGCGUUAUUAUGUUUCUUGAUACUGUACAGCCAUGUUUCACUGUAUAUGGAUCGAUAUCCCUUUAAGACUCAGGACUACAUCCUACACGUAUGGGUACUCACUAUGCUCUUGGAGGAGAUUAGACAGAUAUUUAUACCACGUGAUGAGCAUGAAUCUGUUUGGCAACGAUUCACCAACUACUGGAGAAGUAUCUGGAAUGUCUUAGAUACCUUUGCUAUUAUCUGUGUGGCGGUGGGGUUCGGAAUUCGUUUCUAUGACAACGACACAGCAUUCUCUGUAUCCAGAGCUCUAUAUGCAAUUGGCUGUGUGAUAUUUUGGAUACGGAUGUUACGAAUGUAUUUAUUCAGUAAAAAUCUCGGCCCCUUUUUGAUAAUGAUAAAAGGAAUGGUGAGUACUUUAACGUUUUUAUAA
This is a messenger RNA of Saccoglossus kowalevskii, 2610 nucleotides long. Its product is annotated as transient receptor potential cation channel subfamily M member 1-like. NCBI's taxonomy places the organism in Eukaryota, Metazoa, Hemichordata, Enteropneusta, Harrimaniidae. The record is from RefSeq and is a predicted model, not a curated record. Gene Ontology annotation, cellular component: plasma membrane. Gene Ontology annotation, biological process: calcium ion transmembrane transport. Gene Ontology annotation, molecular function: ligand-gated calcium channel activity.